UCUUUGAACGUCGUCGUCACUUGUUAUCUUCUCUUGGCGUUUAACCUGUCUAUUCAUUAUCGAUCUGUUUAAAUAGUUGUCCCUCCUCGCCUCACCGCUGCUAAAUUAAUUUGAGGUCUUCGCUAAAAGAAGAGAGAGGCUACGAUCUUGUGUCUGUAACAAUGUCGUCUAAUACAAUUGCUAUCCCGGCGGCCCGCUCGUCCUCCGCAGCCUAUGAUCAAUCCCCUAAGGCCGGUGGCAGCUCAUCCUCGUCGUCGUAUUCGAGCUCCCCACAAACCCCUAGUUCCAGUGUUGCGUCACCAAACCGAUCCGCACGCAAGUUAGGAUCGGGGCACCAACGUAGACAGAGUCUCUUGAGCUCUGCUUUCUGCAAGGACGAAUGCACAGUGAUUAACAUCGGGGAUCCGGACGGGGCGCCUCGAUUGAUCUCCUACCUUGCCUCAAGCCAGGGCUUUGCGUGGAACCCUGAACUCUUCGUCCCAUCUUAUGUCGAUUGCGAUUACGUUCCCUUAGAGAACCGCCGGGAGCCCGUACACGAAAUCCGACUCAGCGACGAAGAGAUCAAAGCGAUGCUGCCGUAACUGGUGACUGCUGUGGUUGAAUCUUGGGCGGGCUUGCCCCUCAAUGAUUAGCCGCGGUCGAAGCCCGACUUGUCUUUUCUUCCUAGAUACA
Molecule: messenger RNA, 672 nt
Organism: Annulohypoxylon maeteangense
Lineage: Eukaryota; Fungi; Ascomycota; Sordariomycetes; Xylariales; Hypoxylaceae
Exons: 3
Coding region: 162-581 (139 amino acids)
Source: RefSeq, a predicted model, not a curated record